Messenger RNA from Schistosoma curassoni, 7745 nucleotides. The record is from the annotation of a GenBank genome assembly. NCBI's taxonomy places the organism in Eukaryota, Metazoa, Platyhelminthes, Trematoda, Strigeidida, Schistosomatidae.
GAAACUUUAGGCUGUGUGCAAUUUUGAACAAACGUUUUUCGGGCCCGGUCUUCACGUUGAUGUUUUAGUGGUCAUACUGCUGGCAUGGAUGGGAUUUCUAAUUUAUAAACUGCAUGGAGUCUAAUAAUAUAAAUGUGAAACCUGAACCAUUGUUUAGUAAUCUGUCCACUGGAGUGUUGUAUCCUCUUUCUGUUCACAAUCCCGGUGAUAAUCAGUUGAGUCCUUCAUGUACUGUUCUCCAAGAUGAUUCCUUUCCAAACUCAAACUCGAUCCGUAUACCUUCAGUUGGUUUUUCGCUCAAUGACUCCGAUAAAUUGGAUACUUCGACAACAGUAUGUUUGUCAUCCCAAACAAAAGCUGAAUUUUAUUCAGAAUCAGAUAAAAGCAAUCACAAUUCACUUUCUAGUUCUACGGACUCAAACACAAAGCCUUUGUCUGUCCAUUGUGCCGAGGAGUCAUCAAAUGUUUUUUCCGCGCAAUCAUCUCUACCCUCCCUCAAUUCAGAAUUUCAGGUCCCGAAUCUCCCAAGCGAAUGCUCACAUAAGUUCCCUGUACAUGCGGCUGCCAAGCCUAGUGAAGCAUUGUUUGUUCGGGCCUUAAUUGGACGCUGCAAGCGCAUCGCUCCUUUGUGGUUUCGGGGUGUUUCAUCAAUGCGUGAACGCAAUCGGGAAGAAAACCGCCGCAUGGCAUGUAACAGCGGCCAGAGCCAAAGUGAUUGGAGUCUCAUAGCAUUAAAAAUCGGGGAGAUGAAUGCUGGAAGUGAAACUGAUGCUGUAUCAAAUCUGCUCAAGAAGUUGUAUAAAGAGUUGCCCAGUGACUCAGUAUUUUGGUUUCUUAAAUGUUGGCUUGGAAGUGAGGAUACUUUAAAUGAUCCGCAUUCUUGUGUUAUAAGCCGUGGUGAUGCUAAAGGCCGUAUGCGACGCAUUGAUGGUGGCAAAGGUUCUGAUAAAGUUUGGAGAUUAGAUACAAUUGUUGGUAUGCUGUAUCAUGGUUUACCAAUGUCCAGUACCGAUACCAACAUCAUGGUUCAUACAUGUGAUCAUGAAUUAUGCGUUCGACCACAGCAUAUUCGAUUCAGAGCUAGUUCAGUAGCGCUUGUUGUGGUUUUAAAGGCAUUGGCUCAAGCAGGUUACACCAUUAUUCCACCGUCGAUCGCUGCCAAUCCUGAAGGAAUUGCUCCUAACGUACCGGAUGAAUAUGUAGAUGUAUUUGGGCCUUUUUCUAUAGAACAACUUCAACAAUAUAGAAGUGAAAACUUAAAUCCUGCCAAUGAGUCUAUAUCUAAGCUUACUUUAAGUGCAUCUGAUCGUGACUUAAUCGAUCUGGUUCCAGUUAUUAAAGAUGCUUUACAGAAAUCUGAAACUACAACUACAAUGACAACAACAAUAACAACGGGAUCGAUGAAUUUGAACCGCGCCAAUUCAUUUCCAAAUUCAUAUCUAUCCUAUGGUGGUUAUCAUAAAUCUCAUAAAUUAGAUCCAUUACAUGAAUCAUUAACCAUAACAACUACAAUUAAUAAUUUUUCAUUGAAUACAAUUAAUUAUACUAAACAACCAUCACCUAUAUAUCAACAUUCAAUAAAUGAUUUCAAUCAUUCAACAUUAAUAUGCUCUACAAAUAGAAAUCAUUCAAUUCAAUCUAAUAAUAAUGAUUCAAUGAUCUAUUCAAAAGAUCAUAAUGGAAUUCUAUUAAAAUCUGAACGUUAUAGUUUAAAACGACCAAGACCAGUAUCACCUAGUUCAUUUCCAUCAUCACCAGCAAAAAAUUCAUAUCAUUUACAUUCUUCAUCAAGUCCACCUUUACUUAUAUCUGGAAUACCAUUUAGUAAUAAUAGUAAUAGUAGUAAUAAUAAUACUAAUACUAAUACUACUACUAAUAAUAAUACUCGAAUUUCACAAAUUCAUCCACAAAUUCGUCGACCAUCAGAUUCAACAUUAUUAACCAAUGGGAAUAUUUCAUCAUUGAUCUCAAAUAAUCCUGUUAGUUCGACAUGUGCCAAUAUUAAUAAUAAUACUUCAAGUGCAUUUUAUACUUUUUCUAUGCAUGAUAAUACUUCUGCCUUAUCUAGAUCACUUCAAUGUGCUAAUAUUAUUAAUACUCCUACUAAUGCUACUAUUACUAGUAAUACUACUGCUACGACUUCGAUGGUUAUCUCUACUUCGAAUAGUCUAUUACCUCAUUCUUCUCCUAACUCUCUUGUAUCACGAUCUAUUAAGAAUGAUCAAGAUCAGUCAAUGCUUCAUCAUCAUCAUCAUCAUUUCCAUUCUGACCAAUCAUUAUUCCAACGACAACAUCAAGAAGGCGAAGAAGAAGAGAACGAUGAUGACGGCGAUGACGAUCAUUCAUCAUCACCAUUUCUACUUCAAUCGUGCACUACUAUGCAACAACAACAACGUCAUUGUAAUUUAAAUAAAGAUGGCACAUUCCUUUGUUCACAACCGUAUCUUGGGUUAAUAGUCAAUAGUGGUUCAGUGAAUGGCUUACAUAUAUAUCCAUCUUCUGUUAACAAUACAUUAAAUACAACUACUAAUAACAAUAAUAUUAAUACAACAAUAUCUUGGAUGAGUAGUUCCAAUUACUCAUCUAGUGGGAAGUCAACACCUCGGCAACCGGCGAAAAAACGUCCUGAAGCUAGAACACCAACUAUAGAUGGUUCAUUAGAUGAAAACCUACUGUCAUAUCCUCUAUCAAAUUCAUUAACUAGCAACACCUCAAUGUUGACAACAUCAACAGCAACCGGAUUAUGCAAUUUUGAUGAUUCACAUUCACAUUUAUCAACAACACCUGUAACAUCAUCGACAGAAUCGACAACGAAUACCUUUAUGGUACAUCAUAAAUCACCAUUCGUCCCAGUGCAUAGUAGAGUUGGUCGUCCCAGUUCAACAGAACUAACUCCUACUAGUUUAAAUUAUAUAAAUGAUGAUCCCGGUUCACAUUGUCUUUCAUCAUUUACAACAACUAUGACAGUCAAUAAUUCACCAAAAAAACAAAUUUCAGAAAAAUACCAAUUAAUAACCAAUGCUACAAAUGUCAAUUUCUCAUCGACACAUCAUAAUACCAGUGAUCGUAAUGUCGACAAAGAUGAUGAUAAUGAUGAUGAUGAAGGUGAAAUGGAUCAAGAAUUAGUUGAUAUUAUGGUUGCACGUAAUACUGCUCCAACUGUAUCAAAUUUUUCAUCAUAUUCUUCAUCGAAUUUACAUAAUUCAUUUAAAUCACAAAUUGGCCACAAUCAAAUCCAUCCGCUUCUGUUAAAUUAUAACAACAAUAAUCGUAGUAUUACUACUACUACUACUAAUAAUAGUAAUAUUAAUAAUCGACAAGAUUUACUAAAUUCUGAUGAGAUUGGUAGUGCUAGUCCAAAUGGAAGACGUGUGAUAGCUGCAAUUGUUGCUGCUUUAGCGAAUGUCAGUGAAUCACCAUUAAUGAUGGAGAGUUCAACUCCAGUUAAUAAUUCACGACGAAGUGUAUCAGCUUGUAGUCUUCCACAUAUCGAUGUUAAUGCAUUAAAUGAAGAUUCAGUGGAUUUAUUUUCACAUCAUCAUAAUCAUAAUCAUCAAAAUAAUCAUAUUAAUGGUAAUUUUAUAACGAAUAUACAUCAAAAUCAUAUUGGUCAAUCUAAUAAAAAUAAUUCAUUAAAUGGUAAUAGUGAAUGGAAUUAUUCAAAUAAAUCGAUAACUAGGAAAUCAUUAAGAAUGGGGAUUGGUGAUGAACAACCAUUGACUCCACCACCGCCUAAAUUAAUGUCAUCAUCAUCAUCAUUAUCAUCAUCGUCAAGAAAACUUUUGACACCUUUAUCAGGACCAAUGGUAAGAACAACAACAUCAACAGUUUCAUUACGGAAUGAAAUCAAUUCAUUUACUGAUGAUCAUGCAACAUUAGACAUUAUUCCUAAAUUAUCACCUAAUGUUAAUUGUACUAUGAAUGAUGAUGAUGAUGAUAAUAAUAACAUUAAUAACAACAUUGGUGAAUACAGUUUGAGCAGGAAAGAUUCAUCUCCUCAAGAAUCAUCAAUGCAUGAAUUGGCUACUCUACUUCGUAAUUCACCGGCUUCAGGAAUUAGUCAAGAGUUGAUUGAUAUGCUUGCUAACAUGGCUCAACAAUAUGGAAUGCAACAAUCACGUACAGGUAGUCGUGCUAGUCGUAAGUGAAUAUUAUAUAAUUAUUUUUUUCAUUGUAUGUCAUAAAUAUUAACAUUAGGUUAUAGUUUUUGUAACAAAUAAACUAGAACAUGUGAUGUGAAUGUGUAUAUAAAUGGUGCGAAUGGUCCACCAGGGUGCUUGAUACCUGUGUGGUUGCACCAUAGGAUUGAGUUGUACUAUUCAGAUUGUAGCGUUAAAGCAUAUAUGAUGUCUGGUUCUCCUGUAAAUCAGGAUUGAGCCGUACUAUUCGGGCUACAAAUUUUAAGCCUGUGUAGUGUCUGGCUCUCCUGUUAAACUAUAUUGUCUAGGUUGUCACGUGAAAGUCUGGAUGGGGAGAGUCCACUCUCCCUCUCGAAAUGCUCUCACAUGGCGUAUAUAGCCUCUACCAGGGAAGUCCUACUCACUGCCUUCUCGUGGCGGGGGUGUCGUUUACGAAAUUGAUAGGACGAAAAGCGAAUGUCCGGCGCUUUAACUGGGUUGGUGGAUACGGAGAGUCCACCUAAAGGAGUUGGAAAACCCUGAUUCCGAACUAAUGGUUCAUAUGGACUCCCGUAUCCUGAAAGAACAAAUGGGGCAUGAACCAAUCGUUGGUGACCGGCUACCAUGGGACUGCGUCCCCUGACGUUGCUCCACUGCCUUUUGUAUCAGACCUUUAGGUCGAAGGCUCUGGGCGUGGCCCCCCAAGAAAUCCAUCUGCUUAAGUCUGGGCACCCGGGCAGUAUCACAGCCCUCACACAAAUCAAAUGAGAUUUGUAUGACUCGUAUGUAUUACCUGGUGCCCCCUUGCUCUGUUCUGGUUGUCACGUGAAAGUCUGGAUAGUGCCCGGUUCUCCUGGAAACCAAUGUAAAAUUACCUCAGCCUACAAGGGUGUAUUAUAUAACUGUAUAGUUUAUGUAGUUGGGAAGGGUUGGACAAUCCACGUGUUUAUUGUAAGAAAUGGUUGGAGAUGUUGAUAAAGACGUGUUCACGACACUUAUUCUUUCUUCUUAAAUUUUCAGUUUUAAAAUUAUUUCUAACCCAGGACCUUCGGUCUCGCACGCAAACGCUUAACUUCUCGACCACUGAACCGGCAUCCAUUGGUGUUAAUGUCUUAUUUCAACCAAUCCACGUAAUUACGCGACCAUCUUCCAUUGUACUGAGAUCGAUACCUGUCUCUACCUGACACGGAUUAGCUCCACUGAUCACGGCUUCUCUGUAAUGACAAUCCCGUGAUGAUUUCAUCUCAUUUAUGUUUCUGUAUAACAAUUACUGUUUUCUGAUUGGUUAUCAUCAUCAGCUUUCUAACUUUCGUAUAUUUCCCAAGGUCAUGUUUUGUUUUACUCUAUACAAAUUUGUUUUCAUUCCAAUUUAAUCUUUGCUGAAUAUCAUAAUCUUCUUCUUCUUCUUCUUCUUCUUCUUCUUCUUCUCCUCCUCUCUCUCUCUCUCUCUGCAUUCUAAUCUCUUCUCUUGGUAUCUUCAUUGUUUGGAGACUAUUGUUAUUGGGUUUUGUUUUUCUCUGAAAAAAAAAGAAAAAAAAUCACAUCAGUUCAUUCGUAAUUGGUAAAUUACUUUAAUUAUUAACAGCAUUAAAGUAUCAUACGAAGUUUUCAACAACAGAAAAAAAUUUAACAGAUGAGAGAAAAAUAAUGAAACAACUAGAUUAGUAUGAUUGAUUGGUACACACAUAUAUAUUUGUGUGUGUAUGUGUGUGUGUGUGUGGUUGUGAUUGGAGGGAGAGUUCACAUAGACACAGGAACACAAAGGCACCUAAGUUUGUUUUUUUUUUCUUAAAAAAAUAACAUUCAAAUAAUAAGUUCCUAUGACAACAAUGAGUUAGUCUACAUCUUUUUUUUCAUUAGUAAUCACACCAUUAAUCGAUGAACAUUUCAUGACAGAGAGGGAGAGAGAGAGAGGGUUCACCUCUAGUAGGGGUGGUGAUAUAAUAUUAUUGAAUUUAUCAUAAAUAUAUAUACACAUAUUAUAACAUUACAUGUAUAAACAUGUGAGUAGAAAAUCUUAUAAGAAUCCAUUUAUUUACUGCUAUAUGAUUGAUAUAUGAAUGUAAUGUAGAAAGAAAGAAAGAAAGCAAAAAAGCAGUACGUGUUCUGAAGGUAGGUAAGUAGGUAGGUAGGUAGGUAGGUAGAUGGAAUGGAAACAGCAGACAAAAAUACAUCCAUAUAUAACACAUAGAAACUCAUAAAACGAUGUGUAAGAUGAAUAAACUAAAUAUGCAAUGUAAAUUGUAUAAGUCAUAUGGAAUGUAAUUCUGAGUCAUGCCUUAAGAUUAUAGAUAUGGAGAUAUAUAUAUAUAUAUAUAUAUUACAUGAUAAUUGUUAUUAUAAACUAAUCACUAAGAUUUCUAUCUCUUUUCAUGAUAAAAUAUUAUUCAUUAAUGAAGUAGUAGUAGAGUUGGACGGACUUCAAUUUUCCCAUGAUUGUUAUGUGAUAGUCUACAUUCUGAAUGGAUCAAUUGGAUAUUUACCAUUUACACUUAUAACCUACCUGAAUUCGAUAGUGUUUAGUAAUGGAAUCAACGAAUUGUGUUUUGUUUUAUUUUUAAGACUAAAAUUUCUAGAUGUUACUGCAACUUAAUAGUGUUGAUAUUCAAAUCGGAACUCGAACUUAGUAUCUUUCAAUUCAAAUGACCACUGUGUUGUUUAUUGACUUUUUGAGUUUAGUUAGACAAGUCACUGGCAUUUGCAACAACGAUGUACUAUAAUUCAGUUGUAAGUGUUUCAAUCUCUCCGUUGUCGAUGCAGGGUAAAAGGUGCGUCUCGGAUUGCACUGAUAGCCACUAUCUAACUCUGUGUAAUUAUUAGCUAUUACUUUUAUGUUGUAUAGUUGAGGUAGUGUGUUAUGAUGAUGUAAUCAGGCUAUAUUAUCUGAGAUACUUGUUCGAGGAAUCCAGGUUGAAUGACAAUUAGACUAAAAGAUGCAAAUUCAAGGUUUAAGGGAUGACAUCGUAUUGUUGAGUAUAUUAAGCGUAUGAUUGUCCCUCACCUGAUACUGCCAUCACAUAACGUAAGGAACGGAGGUCUAGAAAAAGUAGGUUGUAAAAAUAAUAUAUCUCACAUUGUUCACUUCGUUGCUGGUAGGAAGGCCUCAUAGGUACGUAUAUCGAGUCGAUAAAUUAAGAACUACCUCGAAAAGGCUAUGUGCAACCAAUCUCAAGCAGUUGUCUCUUCUCCUGGAUUACAGAAUCAGACUACCAGAUUGAUGAUGGGCACAUGUCCACUUUUUUUCUACUAUCUAUGCUUCACAUUUAUGUAGUUCUGUUUUUUAAUGGUUUUUUUUCUUUAAGGUCCAUCAAGUCAAGUUGCUCAACAUUUUUAUCGAAGCCUAGUUAAUGGUUCUGUAUGUGGUUCACCAUUUCCAAUAACUCCUGUUGGUAGUUCUACUUCAUCAACAUUUAACUUUCUUCAUACACCUAACAGUUGUGGCGGAGUCAGUGGAGUAGUAAGUGGUGUCUCUGUAGGAGGUAUUGUCAGUUGCGAACAAAACAAUAAUAUAACACCAUUGAGCUAUUGUCAUCAAACAAAUGGAUUAACUACUACCAUUACUGAUAAUAAUAGCAGUAGUUAUUCCACGUUACCAACUAAUCAUUUGCAUAGUUUUAGUUUCACUCC